Myotis davidii is the source of this 3823-nucleotide messenger RNA. It is a transcript of the gene XYLT1, whose product is annotated as xylosyltransferase I. The transcript is spliced from 14 exons. The record is from RefSeq and is a predicted model, not a curated record. Bases 1 to 2637 code for a protein of 878 amino acids. Gene Ontology annotation, molecular function: protein xylosyltransferase activity. Gene Ontology annotation, cellular component: membrane. Lineage: Eukaryota; Metazoa; Chordata; Mammalia; Chiroptera; Vespertilionidae. Gene Ontology annotation, biological process: heparan sulfate proteoglycan biosynthetic process; chondroitin sulfate proteoglycan biosynthetic process.
AUGGCCAUCAUCAUCAUCUAUGUCAUCGUCAUCACCAUCACUGUUAAAUUUGCCCACCACUCAUGUGUAUUUUCUCCUUUCUUCCCACAGGACCCACACCCAAGUCCGCUGAUCACCCUGGAGACCCAGGACGGCUACUUCUCUCACCGGCCCAAAGAGAAAGUGCGGACAGACAGCAACAACGAGAACUCAGUGCCCAAAGAUUUUGAGAACGUGGACAACAGCAACUUCGCCCCGAGGACUCAGAAGCAGAAGCACCAGCCUGAGCUGGCGCGGAAGCCCCUGAGCAGGCAGAAGGAGCUUUUGAAAAGGAAGCUGGAGCAGGAGAAGGGGCAGGGGCACUCCUUCCCAGGCAAAGGUGCCAACGAGGUGCUGCCGCCCGGUGAGAGAGCCGCAGGGAACAGCAGCCUUGGGAAGGAGGCCCCCCGACAGCCCCACGCCAGGAGAAGCGGGGACAGCUCCCCGGAGAUCAAGUAUGACCAGCCCCCCAAGUGUGACAUCUCGGGCAAGGAGGCCAUCUCCGCCCUGUCCCGCUCCAAGUCCAAGCACUGCCGCCAGGAGAUCGGGGAGACCUACUGCCGCCACAAGCUGGGGCUGCUGAUGCCCGAGAAGGUGACUCGCUUCUGCCCGCUGGAAGGCAAAGCCAACAAGAACGUCCAGUGGGACGAGGACUCCGUGGAGUAUAUGCUGGCCAACCCGGUCCGGAUCGCUUUCGUCCUGGUGGUGCACGGCCGUGCCUCCCGGCAGCUGCAGCGCAUGUUCAAGGCCAUCUACCACAAAGACCACUUCUACUACAUCCACGUGGACAAGCGCUCCAACUACCUGCACCGCCAAGUGCUCCAGUUCGCCCGGCAGUACAGCAAUGUCCGCGUCACCCCUUGGCGGAUGGCCACCAUCUGGGGCGGCGCCAGCCUGCUGGCCACGUACCUGCAGAGCAUGCGGGACCUGCUGGAGAUGACUGACUGGCCCUGGGACUUCUUCAUCAACCUCAGUGCAGCCGACUACCCCAUCCGGACAAAUGACCAACUGGUGGCAUUUCUCUCCCGAUACCGAGAUAUGAAUUUCUUGAAGUCACACGGCCGGGACAAUGCAAGGUUCAUCCGGAAACAGGGCCUGGACCGGCUCUUCCUGGAGUGUGACGCCCACAUGUGGCGCCUGGGGGACCGGCGGAUCCCAGAGGGCAUUGCCGUGGACGGCGGCUCCGAUUGGUUCCUAGGAGAGUCCUUCUUCCACACGGUCCUGGAGAACAGCCCCCACUGCGACACCAUGGUGGACAACAACCUGCGCAUCACCAACUGGAACCGCAAGCUGGGCUGCAAGCAGGAAGUGGUCUCAGGCUGGUCCCUCUCUCCCCUGCAGUCCUUCUUCCACACGGUCCUGGAGAACAGCCCCCACUGCGACACCAUGGUGGACAACAACCUGCGCAUCACCAACUGGAACCGCAAGCUGGGCUGCAAGUGCCAGUACAAGCACAUCGUGGACUGUGAUCUGGGGCAGAGUGUCACCCUCAGCACCACACAGCAGACAGCCCGGCCCACCUUCUUUGCCCGAAAGUUCGAAGCCGUGGUGAACCAGGAGAUCAUCGGGCAGCUGGACUAUUACCUGUACGGGAACUACCCCGCAGGCACCCCUGGGCUCCGCUCCUACUGGGAGAACGUCUAUGAUGAGCCUGAUGGCAUCCACAGCCUCAGUGACGUGACGCUCACCUUAUACCACUCCUUCGCCCGCCUGGGCCUCCGUCGGGCUGAGACGUCACUGCACACUGACGGGGAGAACAGCUGCAGGUACUAUCCCAUGGGCCACGCAGCGUCUGUCCACCUCUACUUCCUUGCUGACCGUUUCCAGGGCUUUGUGAUCAAGCAUCAUGCUACCAAUCUGGCCGUGAGCAAACUCGAGACGCUGGAGACGUGGGUGAUGCCGAAGAAAGUCUUCAAGAUCGCAAGCCCACCCAGCGACUUUGGGAGGCUCCAAUUUUCCGAGGUCGGCACUGACUGGGAUGCCAAGGAGCGGCUCUUCCGCAACUUUGGGGGUCUCCUGGGGCCCAUGGAUGAGCCGGUAGGCAUGCAGAAGUGGGGGAAGGGCCCCAACGUGACCGUGACCGUCAUCUGGGUGGAUCCCGUCAACGUCAUCGCAGCCACCUACGACAUCCUGAUUGAGUCCACGGCCGAAUUCACCCACUACAAGCCCCCUUUGAACUUGCCCCUGCGGCCUGGGGUCUGGACAGUGAAAAUUCUCCACCACUGGGUGCCAGUCGCAGAGACCAAAUUCCUCGUCGCACCUCUGACCUUCUCCAACAGGCAGCCCAUCAAACCGGAGGAGGCGCUAAAGCUGCACAAUGGACCCCCCCGUGGUGCCUACAUGGAGCAGAGCUUCCAGAGCCUGAACCCCGUCCUCAGCCUGCCUGUCAGCCCGGCCCAGGUGGAGCAGGCUCGGAGGAACGCGGCCUCCACCGGCGCUGCGCUGGAGCGCUGGCUGGACUCGCUGGUGGGCAGCAUGUGGACCGCCAUGGACAUCUGUGCCACCGGCCCCACCGCCUGCCCAGUCAUGCAGACCUGCAGCCAGACGGCCUGGAGUUCCUUCAGCCCGGACCCCAAGUCGGAGCUGGGGGCAGUCAAACCCGACGGCCGGCUCAGGUAGCACUGGGCGUGGGUGGGCCGCAGCAGAUGUCAAAGGGAACACAGCCAGAGGGCCUCCCACCCUGGGGGUGCCUUUUGUGGGAGGGGCCCUCCUGGCCAUAGAUGAUGGAGAAGGAAGGUUCUGAAGCCAAAGCAGGGUCUGCUGAUGACCUGCAUUUGGCCAGCUGGCUCCUGGGGGUGUGGUCUUACCUCUUCUGGCUGGUCCUCGCGUCCUACAGGGUCCUUGUCUUCCCCUCCAGUGACCAAGCCCCCAGACGAGUGAUUCUCAGACUUUUCCUUUGAGCAGCAGAACUUUGUUUACGAAGCGCAGUGGUGGGUGGAGUUCCAGGUGCAGGUGAAAUCCGGGCUGCUCUGGGCGAAGCUAGGGAGAGGGGGUUCUUUCUCAACGCUCGGCCCGCCGGGCGGUCCCUUCGCCAAGGGCAUCUCCUAAGGUACCUCUUCAGAACCCAAGGGCUCUGCAAAACCCAGUUUGAAAAGCACUGCCCAGGCGGUGGGUUUGAUCGCCAGCCCCACCCUUCGGCUCCUCUUCUCGCUCCUCUGGCCCAGGAAACCCCGUGCCAGCGCUGAAAUGACAGGUCCCUGAAACCAUGCUCACGGGCCCUCCCCAGGGAGGCCGCAGGCCCAGGCCUCCCAUCGGCCCUUCUCAGUCACUACACGAGCAGGGAAGCCUGUGGUGUGACAUGGCCAUGGUCCAGCAAGGUGUGACUGCCAACUGUCCUGGGUUCCAUGCCCCCUCCCUCGAGGGGAAAAUGGGCUGAUGAACAUCACAUCUCCAGCCAUUCAUGGGCCAGGAGACCAAGACCAUGACCUUGUUGAUCCUUGACAGUGGGAACACUAGGGCCCAUGGCCAUGAAACACCUACAGACGGUUUGGAGCAAAACUCCUGAGCUAGACAGCACAGCAAUAUCCGUCCCGGCCUGAGCUUUUCCAUUCUGAGGUCAGCCCCCCACCCCCACCCCCGCCCCUCACCCCACAAACCUUUGGGAAUCGCACAGUCGGUGCUGUUGGGAGUGACCAAACCAGACUUUUCACAUCCAGGAAAAAGCAUUUCCGAUUCGGUUUUUAAAUCCAUGCCCUUCUUUAUCCCAGGCGACAUGCCGUGUAAACAUGGGACGCUUGAGUGUCUGCUUGUUUAAAACCUAAACAAUAAUAUUAUUCCAACGGCCUGAGCUCCCAGACGCCUGGAG